Molecule: messenger RNA, 1682 nt
Organism: Branchiostoma floridae (Florida lancelet)
Lineage: Eukaryota; Metazoa; Chordata; Leptocardii; Amphioxiformes; Branchiostomatidae
Product: prenylcysteine oxidase-like
Exons: 5
Coding region: 76-1578 (500 amino acids)
Biological process (GO): prenylated protein catabolic process; prenylcysteine catabolic process
Molecular function (GO): prenylcysteine oxidase activity
Source: RefSeq, a predicted model, not a curated record
UAUUCCGGGUGCAUAAGUCAUUUUGGAAAAGAGUUUUCUUGCAGGACGGACAUAGCCGUUUGCGGGAUUGACAUCAUGGAUUGGAACCUUAGAUGUGUUUUACUAGGCACCAUACUGAUGUAUGUACAUGUGGUGCAGGCAAAGGUUGACAAGUCUCCACCUACCAUAGCCGUGGUAGGAGCAGGGAUUGGUGGUGCGUCGUUAGCCUACUACCUGAGAAAGCUGUUUGGUAACGAUGUCUCCAUCGACAUGUACGAACCGCAUCAUGUCGGAGGUCGCUUGGCUACGGUGAAGGUUGGUGCCGCGGAGUUUACAUCAGGGGGUGCCGUCCUCCAUGCCAGAAACCGGUACAUGGCCAAGUUUGCUGAAGAACUAGGAUUAAAACACAAGAAAACCUUCCCAGGGACCACUCGCUCUGCGCUGUAUAAUGGACAAGAGUUUGUCUUCACCACUGAGAGCGCCUCCAGGCUCCUCAAUUUCGCAAAGUUGCUGUGGCGAUAUGGAUUGGAUUAUGUUCGGCUCAAUAAGUUGAUUGAGCGAACUAUGACCGACUUUGAGAACAUUUAUUCUCUACAGGAUGCCGGAAAUGCCUACAGUUCUGUGGAGGAACUUCUCCAUGCCAUGGGUGGAGCCAAGUUUGUCAACAUGACACAGAUGUCCACCAAAGAAGGGCUGGAAGAGGAGGGUUUCUCAACAAGGUUCAUCGACGAACUGGCCAUGGCAGCCAUAAGAAAAAUCUAUGGACAAACUGUUGAUGUUCCUUUCUUUCCUGGUGCCACAUCGUUGGUAGGGACACAGCCAGGUCUGUGGACAGUGGACGGAGGCAACAAAAGAGUCCCGAUGGAAUUAAUCAACACAGCCAAGGUCAAGCUUAUUCCUGGUGUAGUACACAAAGUCACAUUAAAGAAUUCCAAAGAUCAGCCUAAGUUUCUACUCCAGUACAGGCUAAAAGACCCAAACGAUAACCAAAUGCUGACAGAACAGAAAGAGUAUGACAUUGUUAUCGUUGCUACUCCACUACACGAAGGAAAAAGUAACAUCACAUUUACUGAUUUCCCAACCCCGCUACCACAGAUAAGGGGUAGGUUCCACAGAACUGUGGAGACAAUUGUGCAGGGAAAGUUGAACGCUGAGUAUUUUGGUGUUUCCGACCCUAAGGACGCCCCUACAAACAUCAUGACUGUUAACGCUAACAUCCCCUUCAACAGUAUAGCUAUACAAACACCUGUAUCCAUUCCGAACGACUACUCCCCUGUGGGCCCUGAGAGUGAGGACGCUGUAUGGAAAGUAGCCUCACAGCGCCCUCUGGCUGAUUCAGAAAUAAGGCAGUUAUUUACCGUAGUGAAAGAUAGGCAGGUUGUUGAUUGGCUGGCAUACCCACACUAUACUAUCCCCGGACAUCUGGGAACCUUUGUCCUUCAUAAUGGACUGUACUAUGUGAAUGGUAUAGAGUGGGCAGCCUCUGCUAUGGAGAUGAGUGUGAUAGGAGGGAGAAACGUAGCACUCCUGUCAUACAACUGGUGGUAUGGGUUAGAUGCGAAGGUAGAUCCUGGAAAGUCAACCAAGACAGAGCUUUGAGUGCAAAGUCUGCUUCAGAGGAGCCAGCAAAAACUGAUUAGUGAAUGACAUAAUAAGAAAGUUCUCUAUUCAUAACCUAGGAGUAACAAAACAAUAAACCCAUU